Populus trichocarpa (black cottonwood) is the source of this 477-nucleotide messenger RNA. Its product is annotated as two-component response regulator ARR17-like. Lineage: Eukaryota; Viridiplantae; Streptophyta; Magnoliopsida; Malpighiales; Salicaceae. The transcript has 4 exons. The record is from RefSeq and is a predicted model, not a curated record. The coding region runs from base 1 to 477 and encodes 158 amino acids.
AUGGCCGGCUCUUCUUCAUCAUCACCAUCAAUGGGGUUUGAUUUUGAUGAGAAACUACAUGUUUUAGCUGUUGAAGCUGUUGAUGAUGGCUUGAUAGAUCGGAAAGCUAUUGAAAGGUUACUCAUCAACUCUGAAUAUAAAGGUAUGUUUGUCCAUGGGGUUUUGGUGAACCUUGUUAUAAGUUUCCUAGUUUCUACCCAUGGUUUUGUAGGAGCAAAGACAGCUGAUUCUGAUAAAACGGACUUGAAGGUGAACCUGAUCAUCACAGACUAUUGCAUGCGAGGAAUGACAGGGUAUGAGUUAUUGAAAAGAAUUAAGGUGCAUGGAGGAAGGAGCUCAAGAGUUCUUGCUAAAGCCUCUUCAGCUAUCAGGCGUGACAAAACUGAGUGCCAUAUAAAAAAGCAGAACAAUCCAUCACAAGGAGGCUUUGCAGGGGAAGAUGAACAUGCAGAAAAGAUGUCAAAAGGAGAGACAUGA